Messenger RNA from Cotesia congregata, 528 nucleotides. NCBI's taxonomy places the organism in Eukaryota, Metazoa, Arthropoda, Insecta, Hymenoptera, Braconidae. The record is from the annotation of a GenBank genome assembly.
AUGUUUUGGAAGGAGGUUAAAGAUACUUAUGGACAUCCAAUAACAAGAAAGAUGAAUAAACUACUAAAACUAUCCAACAUUAAAACCAAGACGAUCUGCAAGACGCAUUUUUUAAAAAAAUGCAUAAAAUUUAAUGUACUACCAAAGAGCUCAAACUUUAGUUUCAUCAAAUCAAGAAGCAAGCAGUACAAAAAGAACAUCGAAAGAUUCAAUGAAUGCACUUGGAGAUACCGACAGAGGCUAGUAAACUUAGAUAUAGAUGAAUUAUACUUUAAAAUAGAUAAAUUAGAUUUUUCAAUGUUGAGAUUAAAUUCAGAAAUUAGAAUAGUUUUAACACACAGACAACACAGAAUUUUUAAAAAUAUAGAGAUUUCCAAUAACAGUAACACGGAUAACAGAUUGAGAAAACAUUAUAUUAACAAAAUUAAAGAAUUGAGGUAUAAUAAACAUUUUGAAUCAAGAACUUAUCUUUUCAAUAAUAAAGAAAAUACUAAGAAAGAAAGAACCAAAUUUGAAUUCAUUUGGUAG